This is a messenger RNA of Humulus lupulus (European hop), 1641 nucleotides long. Its product is annotated as auxin efflux carrier component 8. Gene Ontology annotation, biological process: auxin export across the plasma membrane; auxin polar transport. Gene Ontology annotation, molecular function: auxin efflux transmembrane transporter activity. Lineage: Eukaryota; Viridiplantae; Streptophyta; Magnoliopsida; Rosales; Cannabaceae. Bases 307 to 1389 code for a protein of 360 amino acids. The record is from RefSeq and is a predicted model, not a curated record. Gene Ontology annotation, cellular component: plasma membrane; endoplasmic reticulum. The transcript is spliced from 6 exons.
GGAAAUCAGAAUAUUUCAUACAUAAAAAGGCAAUAGCUACAAUUGCACCCUGACACAAACAAAUACAACUUAUGGUCAUUUUCUGGGGAAUAAGAAUAAGUUUUGAAGAAGCUUCUAAUAAAACCAGGCAUUUUCCCACACCCUUCUCCUUAACCCUUUUUUCUUCUUGUUCUUCUUCAUAUCUGACUAAGUUUCAAAGAAAGAAUAUAAAGAGCUGUUAUACUAUAAUACCAAGAAAGAAUUUCAUAUUGUUAGAUAGAUAAUUUCUUCCUUUACCAAUCUUUCAAAAACAAAAGCAGAAAAACCAUGAUUUCUUUAGUUGAUGUUUAUCAUGUUGUUACAGCCACUGUCCCUCUAUAUGUUGCCAUGAUUUUAGCUUAUGUCUCUGUGAGAUGGUGGAAGCUCUUCACCCCAGAACAAUGUUCUGGGAUUAACAAGUUUGUGGCAAAAUUCUCUAUCCCUUUAUUAUCUUUUCAAAUUCUCUCUGAAAAUAAUCCUUACAAGAUGAACCUCAAGCUUAUUCUCUCAGACUUUCUUCAAAAACUACUUGCUUUUAUAGUAUUAGCAGUGGUGACUAGAUUCAGGUCCAAAGGAGGAUUGAAUUUUAUCAUAACAGGUCUCUCUGUCUCAAUACUCCCUAACACAUUGAUCCUUGGAAUUCCUCUGUUGCAAGCCAUGUAUGGAGAUGAGGCUGCCAAGAUGCUUGCGCAAAUAGUCGCCUUACAAAGCUUGAUUUGGUACAAUUUGUUACUGUUUAUGUAUGAGUUCAACGCUGCAAAGUCAGCUGCUUCUGUCUCACCAUCAUUAGAAGCCACGGAAGAGUUAGAGAACCCUCAGGAAUCACAACAACCCAAGGAAGAAGUAGAGGAAGGAAGAACCACAAGUGCUCCAUUGAAAAUCAAAACAGGAGUUAUUCUCUUAACAGUUGGAAAGAAGCUCAUGGAGAAUCCCAACACUCAUGCUACUGUGAUUGGUCUUGUCUGGGCAUGCAUCAAAUUUAGAUGGAAAGUUGACCUGCCAGCUAUAGCUGGGCAAUCAAUUAAAAUACUGGCUGAUGGAGGACUUGGUAUGGCUAUGUUCAGCUUAGGUCUAUUCAUGGCUUCCCGGCCUAGCAUAAUAGCAUGUGGGACCCGGAUGGCUAUUAUAUCCAUGGGAUUCAAAUUCAUUGGGGGACCUUUCUUAAUGGCUGCUGCUUCCCUUGCCAUUGGACUAAGGAGAACACAACUCAGAGUGGCCAUUGUUCAGGCUGCUCUUCCCCAGGGAAUUGUUCCUUUUGUCUUUGCCAAGGAGUAUAAUGUACACCCUGACAUUUUAAGCACUGGGGUAAUUUUUGGCAUGCUCGUUGCCUUGCCUAUAGCAUUGAUGUACUUCUUCUUGUUAGCACUCUAAAAGUACUAGAGUAACAGUGUAAUAGAACUAGAGCCAGAAAAAAAAAUCUCUGCAAACAAAAUUUAAGAGCCAGAAAAAAAAAUUGUUGCAGAUGAUUGGAACUGGAAGAGUCCUCCUCCUCAUUCAAUUUAUUCAAUUGUUUUGAGAAUGUAACAUGACUUAAUUUGCUGAGAAGAGACGGCCAAAAUUGUAUUAUAAUCACCUUGACAUAGUCAAUACAUCAAUCAAUAGUGAGAUGACUGUUACAAGCAA